GAGAGUGAAAUACAUUUAGCAAUUUGAGACGUAAAGAGCUGUUGGCAAAUGUUAAAGGCGAGACAGCCAUGGCAAAUUACCCCACCAUCGAAAUCUUGGCAUAACCCUUCAGUCCAUCCCACCAAGCAAGCAAGCAAGCAAGCAAGCAUCCCGCAAAACAAUACCACAGAGAUCACCAACCUCACCAGACUAACCCAACACCGACCAGCGCUGCCCUUCCUCUCCACCAUGUCGGCCAGGUACUCCCCCCCCCCCCCACCCCUCCAAUCCGCUCAUCUUCUCUCACCACAGCUGACCGGGGACCCCACCAGCACCGACCCACAAACCAACUCCCGCGGCAUCCCGCUAGCCCCGUUCGUGGGUGAAGUGGAGAAAUACGUCGACUCGAGGGAGGACAUUGAACGCAAUCUGAGGAAGUUUCAAGAGAUGAUCGCGUUCGUCCCCUCCCCCCCUCUUUCCCCCGGGGCAGCCGCGGACUGAUGCGAGCCUAGAAAGUACCAAUUUAUGGAAGUAAACACUCAACGCCGCGCGGGCGGAUUGAAGGAUAAAAUCCCUGAUAUACAAAAGACGUUGGAUACCGUUAGCUUUUUGAAGGGGAGGAAGGUUAGUUCUUACGGACUGGGCGAAGGAAGGAUGAAGGUAGUGUUAAUGUGAAUGGGUGGAUGGACAAGCAGAGUUCAUCGAAACCAUUCGAAGCAACAUUCGAACUCAACGAUACCCUAUACGCGAGGGCUAACAUCCCGGCCACGGAGGAGGUGUAUCUCUGGUUGGGUGUAUGCCAUGCCUCCCCCUCAAACACAGCCACAAUAACUAGCUAACUGGCGCACCCACCAGGCAAACGUAAUGCUGUCCUACCCCAUCGACGAGGCUACAACCCUACUCAAGGGAAAACUCGAAGCCGCAAAGGAGAGUCUGCGCAAUUGCGAGGAGGAUAUGGAUUUUCUGCGGCAGCAGAUCACCACGCUGGAGGUUAACACCGCCCGGUUGUACAAUUACGAAGUUACGCUCAAGAGGAAGGAACGGGAGGAGGCGGAGAGGGAGGAGAAGGGUAAGAAGGGUGGGAAGUGAGGUAUUUACUUUUUUUUCUUCUCGAAAAUAAAUACAGAUGAAUACAAAAGGUAAUUAUAAGAUUGG
Molecule: messenger RNA, 1134 nt
Organism: Tuber aestivum (summer truffle)
Lineage: Eukaryota; Fungi; Ascomycota; Pezizomycetes; Pezizales; Tuberaceae
Source: the annotation of a GenBank genome assembly